AUGUCAUCUGACGGCAUCCUCACUGUUACUGUACCAAAGACAACAUCGGGAUCGAAGGCCAGUGCGGUUUCUGAAGCGUCAACAUCUCAGGUUUCCCAGACUUCAUCUCAAAACACAGACGAAAAACAAACUCUCACAAAGGUAUCCAAAUCAGAACAGCAGAGUUUUCGUUCCGAGCAUCAGAAUACAUCUACCAGAAGGACUGAAGCGACAUCGUCACUCGCAAACAAAAUUACAAGUGAGGAAAACCAAGAAGGCGCCAAUAGUAGAAUCUGUGAAAGCGGGAGCUCGCUUCUAGAAAGCACACAGUCAAGCAAGGACGCAGUGGACGACCAGUGGCUUCCCAUCUCCUCGAAGGGUCAGUUCUUCUCUGAUUCCUUCUUCGAAGACGUCCGUAAGGACUUCGAAACGGCUGUCAAUGAAGUCCUCAGCAGGCAUGACAUCAUGAGGAGUGCCAACGACGAACUCUCCUGCUACCGAAGUCUCCGGGAACGUGAGCUCAAGGAUGAGACUCAGGCGAUGAAGACCACGGAAGAUCAACACGGAUUUAAGUUGCUUAAAUUAGGUGGUGUUGGACGUCCACGACUUCAUGAACGAAGGUCAGUGAAGGUGGUGGACAACAAGGAGGUGGUGGUGGAAGGUCGUGCGGAGAAGAAUGACGGAACGUUGAGGUCAAGCAAGAGCUUCUGUCGACGCUUCACUCUUCCUGGCGCAGUGGACAUGAAUGCUGUCACCUCAGCCAUGUCCUCCGACGGUGUCCUCACCAUCACUGCGCCCAAGGUUUAA
Molecule: messenger RNA, 786 nt
Organism: Penaeus vannamei (Pacific white shrimp)
Lineage: Eukaryota; Metazoa; Arthropoda; Malacostraca; Decapoda; Penaeidae
Source: RefSeq, a predicted model, not a curated record